AUGUUCAGACGGACUAUGAAAAAACUAGCAUUCGUUGAACAGCUCCGUAUGAAUGAAGAAAGCAUUGCAAUUACUACUGACUUCGCCUUCUUAUACCUUCCAACAGGAGCGGUGUCUGAAGGGAUCCUGGCACAAAUAUAUCCAGCUAUGCAAACUGUGUGUCCGGCUUUGCUGCUCAACGGACCUAUUUGUGCAAUGUAUAUGCUUCUUUUCACCGGCGCUGAUAGCCCAAGUGUUCUGAGCUACAUUAUGGGUCUUUUCAUGUCAUCGUUUACGAUAUUUUCUCCAGCAAUUGUUCUUGUGUUUAUGAAGGACUAUAGGAAUUAUAUUCUCAUUGCACUACGCCUCAGGAAACCUAGUCAGAUUACGAAAGUGACGGCUAGCGAGCCAAGAUCGGCUCGAUGA
Cooperia oncophora is the source of this 405-nucleotide messenger RNA. Lineage: Eukaryota; Metazoa; Nematoda; Chromadorea; Rhabditida; Trichostrongylidae. The record is from the annotation of a GenBank genome assembly.